Messenger RNA from Galeopterus variegatus (Sunda flying lemur), 1111 nucleotides. It is a transcript of the gene CXCL10, whose product is annotated as chemokine (C-X-C motif) ligand 10. Gene Ontology annotation, biological process: cellular response to lipopolysaccharide; inflammatory response; antimicrobial humoral immune response mediated by antimicrobial peptide. The record is from RefSeq and is a predicted model, not a curated record. Lineage: Eukaryota; Metazoa; Chordata; Mammalia; Dermoptera; Cynocephalidae. Bases 1 to 297 code for a protein of 98 amino acids. The transcript has 4 exons. Gene Ontology annotation, cellular component: extracellular region. Gene Ontology annotation, molecular function: chemokine activity; CXCR chemokine receptor binding.
AUGAACCAAAGUCCCGUUCUUAUUUUCUGCAUUAUCCUUCUGACUCUGAAUGGCACUAAAGGAGUGCCUCUCUCUAGAACUAUACGCUGUACCUGUAUCAACAUUAUUAAUCAACCUGUUAAUUUAAGGUCCUUAGAAAAACUUGAAAUUAUUUCUGCGAGUCAAUCUUGUCCACGUGUUGAGAUCAUUGCCACAAUGAAAAAGAACGGAGAAAAGAGAUGUCUGAACCCAGAAUCUAAGGCCAUCAAGAAUUUACUGAAAGCAGUUAGCAAGCAAAGGUCUAACAGAUCUCUUUGAAACCAGAGAGAAGUCAAGUCACUGCAGUGCUGAUAAGGAUGGACCACAGAGAGGCUGCCUCUCCCAUCACUUCCCUACAUAGGGUAUACAUUAAACCCUAAUUGUCCCUGGUUUGCAGUUCUCCUAAAAGGUAGCCAACCACAGUCAUCAAAUUAGCUGCUCCUACUCCUGCAGGAAGGUAGAUGGUUCAUCAUCCUAAGCUGCUCAGUAGUAACUCUGCCCUGGUACCAUAAUAUAAGCUAUCUUGAGGUGCUACAUUCUUACUGAAUGUGCUAACUCCUUGACCUGCUAUUGAUACUUUCCUCACCUUUCCUGUCUUCUAAAGGUUUAACUUUCUGCUUCUGGAUUUAUCAGAGUUCUCAUUAUCUCAAAUAACUAAAAGGUACACAAUCAAAGUGAUAAUACAAUUUUGCUUUUUAAAGAACAAUCUGUAACUUCAUGGGCUUCUACUGCCAUCCUCCCAAGGGGCCCAUAUUCCUUCAGUGGUUAUACACAUAUAAUUCCAAAUACAGAAAGCUUGAAAUGUAUAUGUAAAUAUUAUUAUUUAAUGAAAGACUGUACAAAGUAAUAGAAUUCUUAGAUGUAUAUAUUUCUUACAAUGUUUUCAGUGCAUAUGGAAUAACUUGUAUAAUUAAGUAGUACAUAUCAAGGAGUGAUUGGAGAAAUUUUUAAAUCUAGAUAUAUGCUCUGCAUGUAUGUAAGACAAAUGUGCUGGAUGGUUUUCAAAAUAAAAAUGAUGUGCUCUCCUGCAAAUAUUAAGGAAGAUUAUCUAACUGUUCAGAGACCAUAAAAGUAAUAAAGUAAUUAUAACUAA